This is a messenger RNA of Arvicola amphibius (Eurasian water vole), 4146 nucleotides long. It is a transcript of the gene Fnbp1, whose product is annotated as formin binding protein 1. The record is from RefSeq and is a predicted model, not a curated record. Gene Ontology annotation, molecular function: protein binding. The transcript has 17 exons. Lineage: Eukaryota; Metazoa; Chordata; Mammalia; Rodentia; Cricetidae. The coding region runs from base 214 to 2067 and encodes 617 amino acids. Gene Ontology annotation, biological process: signal transduction; endocytosis.
UCCGGUGCGGGGCGGGCGCGCUGCGGCGGUCGCUGUUGCUGCUUCCUCGGGCCAUUUUGCUCCGCGCGGAGAGACGAGAGGUGUAGAGCAGGGCUAGAGGAGGCGCGGGCCGGAGGAAACGGCGGGCGGCGGGCUUCCCGCAUUCGCAGUGUCCGGAGGGGCUCAGCGAUCGCCGGCGAAGGGGGUCGGGGGCCCUUUCCCGGUCCCUGCAUCAUGAGCUGGGGCACCGAGCUCUGGGAUCAGUUUGACAACUUAGAAAAACAUACACAGUGGGGAAUCGACAUUCUUGAAAAGUACAUCAAGUUUGUCAAGGAGAGGACUGACAUUGAGCUCAGCUAUGCCAAACAGCUCAGGAAUCUUUCCAAGAAAUACCAGCCCAAGAAGAACUCGAAGGAAGAGGAAGAAUACAGGUACACAGCAUGCAAGGCGUUUCUUUCCACCCUGAAUGAGAUGAACGACUAUGCCGGGCAGCAUGAGGUCAUCUCCGAGAACAUGACAUCACAGAUCACGGUGGACCUGAUGCGCUACGUGCAGGAGCUGAAGCAGGAGAGGAAAUCGAACUUCCAUGAUGGACGGAAGGCCCAGCAGCACAUCGAGACAUGCUGGAAGCAACUGGAGUCGAGUAAGAGGCGCUUCGAGCGGGAUUGCAAGGAGGCCGACCGUGCCCAGCAGUACUUCGAGAAGAUGGACGCUGACAUCAAUGUGACCAAAGCCGACGUGGAAAAGGCGCGGCAGCAAGCUCAAUUACGUCACCAAAUGGCAGAGGACAGCAAAGCCGAUUACUCCUCGAUCCUGCAGAGAUUCAACCAGGAGCAGUGGGAAUACUACCAUACCCACAUUCCCAACAUCUUCCAGAAAAUCCAAGAGAUGGAAGAAAGGCGGAUCGUGCGCAUUGGAGAGUCCAUGAAGACGUACGCAGAGGUAGAUCGGCAGGUGAUACCCAUCAUCGGGAAAUGCCUAGACGGGAUAGUGAAGGCGGCCGAGUCUAUCGACCAGAAAAAUGACUCCCAGCUGGUCGUAGAAGCCUACAAGUCAGGGUUCGAGCCUCCUGGAGACAUUGAAUUCGAAGACUACACCCAGCCGAUGAAACGCACGGUGUCAGAAAACAGCCUUUCCAGCUCAAAAGAAGGCAAGCCAGAGCUGAAGUUUGGCGGCAAGUCCAGAGGCAAGCUGUGGCCGUUCAUCAAGAAAAACAAGCUUGUGUCCCUUUUAACAUCCCCCCAUCAGCCUCCCCCUCCUCCCCCUGCCUCUGCCUCACCCUCUGCUGUUCCCAACGGCCCCCAGUCUCCCAAGCAGCAAAAGGAACCCCUCUCCCACCGCUUCAACGAGUUCAUGACCUCCAAACCCAAAAUCCACUGCUUCCGGAGCCUAAAGCGUGGGCUUUCUCUCAAGCUGGGUGCCACACCGGAAGACUUCAGCAACCUCCCGCCUGAGCAGAGAAGGAAAAAGCUGCAGCAGAAAGUGGAUGAUCUCAAUAAAGAGAUCCAAAAGGAGACGGAUCAGAGGGACGCUAUCACCAGAAUGAAAGACGUGUACCUAAAGAACCCUCAGAUGGGAGACCCGGCCAGCUUGGACCACAAACUUGCGGAAGUCACCCAGAACAUAGACAGACUGCGGCUGGAGACACAGAAGUUUGAGGCCUGGCUGGCUGAGGUGGAAGGCAGACUCCCAGCACGGAGCGAGCAGGCACGCCGGCAGAGUGGGAUGUAUGACGGUCAGACACACCAGACAGUCACUAAUUGCGCCCAGGACCGGGAGAGCAGCCCGGAUGGUAGUUACACAGAGGAGCAAAGCCAGGAGAGCGAGCUCAAGGUGCUGGCCACAGAUUUUGAUGAUGAAUUUGAUGAUGAGGAGCCACUUCCUGCCAUAGGGACCUGCAAGGCCCUCUACACAUUUGAAGGUCAGAAUGAAGGCACCAUUUCCGUGGUGGAAGGGGAGAUGCUGAGUGUGAUCGAGGAGGACAAGGGCGAUGGGUGGACCCGCAUCCGCAGAAAUGAAGACGAGGAGGGCUAUGUCCCUACUUCCUACGUCGAAGUCUAUUUAGACAAAAACGCCAAAGGUUCCUAAAGGCAGUGCACGUGACCAGAGUUCCCCGUGAGCCUCCCCAGGAGCCACCAUCAUCCAUCCCACUUGUCCCCACAGGUCUCCAGCAUCACCCAGGCUGGCGGGGCAUCCCGCUCAUCUGCAAGCUGGGUUCCCAUGUCCCACCUCCCCUUCUCUUCAUAGCAUUGCUCCCGUGGCUCUGCCCAUUGUCCUGGCAGGUGCAUUUCUCUUCCUCAGCUCCAUACAGGGGUUGUCCACCUCGCUCCAGUCCCCUCCCACACAGGCCACAAAGCCAACUGGACUUGCGCCCGUGUGCCCCUGCUCCUGCUGGGCUCCCAGUCCACCUGCAGAUUGCCUGGCCUGGCCUUGCACAUUUCACACUGUGCCUUUGUCAACCGUCACCACUGGUUUCCUGGGUGACUACCAGAAUCCAGACAAGGAGGGCCAGUCAUGCACUGGGUGGACUGAGCGCCCACCUGUCUCCCAUGUGUCUCUUGGGAUGUCAGCAAAUGUGUCCUCUCCAGAGGCUUCUGCCUCAGCCCGUCUGGUCACCCAUCCUCCAACAUCUCGGCACUGACACCUUUCAUCCUUCAUCCCAGUGGCUCUAUGGUGGGACUAGGGCAUCCGGCCCCUCCCCACCUGCACUCUGGUUCUAAACAUGGCCCAGGAAGAUCCAUACUGAAGUCCCAACCCCAGCUUGUGGGCCAGCCCUGUUGUCUUGCUUGUGUCUACCUUCUGUGAGCUGUCCGCCUGUUCAUGGCACCCUGUGACAAAGGGCCUCUCUCCCACUAGCUCGAUACUGUAAGGCGGACCUGCUGAGCCCCGUAAGUAGCAUUUGAGGACUCUACUAUGUUCCUCACCAAAGACCUUAUGCCUCUUGUGGUCCCUCUAGUGGCUCUGCAGCCACCACGUCUGCAUUUGAUCCUAGAAGCCCUGAGGAAUGGAUGGAUUUUGCUUUUGAGGGUGUGUUCCUCUCCCAUGAUGGAUCUUAGCCCAAGAACCAAGAUGGUCAGUCAUUCACGCCUUAGAGCCACACAGCUUCUCUCCCUUCCCGGCAUGGAAGCCCCAGUGAAGGCCGCCCUGUUAGCAUGAGCUUGAGGAAGUUGGCAGCCUCUUCUGGGCAGCUGGUAGCUUGGCAUCAUGUCAGAGGAUCAAAGACAUGGGAGUCUUACAGAGACAGGGACAGAAAGGGCAUGUCCCUAGGGUCUGGCCUGGGUUUUAUCCAAAGUUUGCAUAAAUUCGGACAUUCUCUGCAAACUGGGGCUGGCACACCAUGCUGGAGAACAGUACUGCUAACUUCAUAGCAGAAGCGGGGUAUCAGGGUGGGAAGGGGUAUCAGGGCCAGGUGCAGGGACAAGGACCUGGUUUUGGAUUUCAAGAGCAAGCAAGGAUUAGCUUUCUCCAUCCCCCACACACCUCCUCCCAAGCAAGGUCAAGCCCAGGGUCCUGCACACUGUUCUCUGGGCCCCCCAUGGGGCUGUUACAUGAACCACAGCUUCUGUUCCCUGUAGCAGGUGUGCCCUUAGUUCCAUGAGAAAGACUCAGUGAACAAAAUGGAAGCCUGGUACCUAAGGGUGACAUCAGGGCCUCAGCUCUGACACAGUUAACCUGACUUCAGCAGGUCAUCAGAGCCUCGGGUUUUCACCAAGUUGGGCUGACCAUUGUCCCUCCCUAAGGAGCUAAGUGGUUUUUACAGGUCUGCUUACAGACCUUAGUAAUGCAUGAAGACUGUGUUUCCCAUCUCCUGCCCAGAUUAAGAACGGCUCUUGCCACAAAGAUAAAAGGGAUAAGCGGCCAAUCCAUGACUGUUGAAACCUCUGCCUGUCUCCCUUCUCUUCUAACUGCCUGUACUACCUAUGUCCAGAGGAUGGCAGAUGAGCGUCUUCUGGCUGGUUCUCUGAGAUGCCCCGUCCACUGUGGGAAUUCUGUGGAAUCUGACGGGGAGGGGUGUGUAUGCAGGGUUUCCCAGGGAGCUCAGCAUCCCCUCUCCAGGACCCGCUGCCUGUCAUCCCUAGCUGCUAGAGCUGUUCCAAGAACGACUCACUGUAAAAGAACCUGCCCUGCAAGUGACUUAGAGAUGAAAAUAAAAGGAACUUGACAUUU